AUGGCUGACGAUGGUCCGGCCCUUGCCUCCUGGAAGCGCACCCUGUCUCGGCAGAUCGGUGCCAUCCAGACCUUCGGUGACUUCUCAACGUCGAAGCGACACUCCGCGUUUGCCAAUCCAGGAUUGCGCGUAGCCAAUUCUCUCAUCCCACUUCCACUUACCCCCCGCGAUGCAGAAACCAUCAAAACCAUCUGCAAGCCAGCCCCAUUCGGCGGCGGCGAGGAGACGGUCGUAGAUGCAUCAGUGCGUAAGACAUGGGAGUUGAACCACGAUCAGUUCAGUCUUUCGAAUCCAGCGUGGAAUGACUUCUUUGACUCUCUGCUCAAGGACACGGCGAGCAGUCUCGGCAUGCUCCUGCUCUACGAGGAAGGGUCCUUCUUCAAGCGCCACAAGGACUCCGAGAAAGUCGCGGGAAUGAUCGGGACUCUGGUCAUCUGUCUCCCUUCGGAGCACAGCGGAGGCGACGUUUACCUGUCGCACGGGACGAGCAGUCGAGUCUUUGCGACGGGGCCGGCGUCGGCGUUUGAUCUCACGGCUCUGGCGUGGUAUUCUGAUGUCACGCAUGAGAUCAAGGAGAUCAAGUCGGGGUAUCGCUUGGUCCUCACGUACAAUAUUAUUCAAAGAGCGGGUGCGGCCGUAUCAGCCGAUGCUUUUAGCAAGCAGCAGACGCGUCUGCAGAGUCUGUUGGGCGACUGGCAUGUAAAAUUCCCGGAUACUUCUAAUCUGCUCUACGUUCUGGAACACAAGUACUCGCAGUCAAGUCUGUCGCUGAACCACUUGAAGGGUCGUGAUGGCGCCGUUUGCCGGAGCCUGGCAAACUUGAGCUUGCAGAAUGGGUUCUUCCUUCUUCUCGCUAACUUAGCGAACACGAAAAAAGAAGAAGAUGACUACUACGGCUGCAGCUAUGAGGAUGAUGCAAGUCUCACACUAGACACAGUGCGUGCAUGCGACGGGCGCGAGCUCGAGCUCGCGUCUGGCAUCCACGUCGGGCUGGAAGAUAUCCUUGGCGCGAACCCCUACAAGGACCGAAGUGCCGACAGCGAGGAUGAAGGCGACUUCACUGGCAACGAAAGCGCGCCGGCGACCUUGAGAUACCACGAUGCCGUUGCUGUGCUGGUCCGGAGGGAGCAUUUCUAUGAAUUCGGCGGACAAUCGUGCGAAAACGUCAGUCAGAUGCUUCGCCUCAUAUGCGAGGACCUUGAAGCGCAUGGCGAUGAUAUCAGUGUCAGAAACAGCGCUAUAACUUUUAUGGGGAAAGCUGUGCAAAGCUCCAUGGAUGGUGACGGAUUGCGUCUUAUCACUCGUUGGGCCCUUGAGCUGCGCCAAGAUCAUCCGUACCGGGCUGCAGUUCGCGCUUCCAUCGUCCGAAAACUUACAAAUGAUCUGGUGGGUGAAAUCGCCUGCAUCAUUAACAAGAGCUCCCAGAGCAAGGUUUGGAGCCACAAGGAGUGGGGUGGAUAUCUGGACGAGUUCGUCCGCCAGCAUCGAUAUCUCACCGACCUGUCAUCUACUCUUCGUGGAGUUGAGACAUCACUCAGGGCCGAUCUUCAGCCUUCGUUCAGAAACUGGCGUGCAUUGGUCGAGCUGCAACAAUUUAGUGGCAAGUCAUCGCUGGUUCUGCAGGACCAUGGUUUCAUUAUGAAUUUGAUGAUCUUGAGGUCGAGAGACACAGACUGGAUUCUGAAUCAAUUGAUACCAACGUUAUGUGAUCGUGGCGAAAGGCCGCUUCUCCAUGCGAUCCUGGACACUGUCCUCCAUAAGUCUCCGGCUGCGCUCCCUACAGGCCACGCCAUUGCCGAAGAAUUACUGAGUACGGCACAAUCGAAGCUGAAAGUAGUCCUUUGUGAUAUCGCAGCCUCCUAUUACGCCUCUGAAGACUCACAGGAACCUGCAUUCAAGUUCAUCAACCUUCUAGACAAGUGUUUUAGCUGCGACCUGACAACCCAGGCGACCAACUUGCUCAACGCAAGCUGUGACAACAUCGUUCGGUCCCAACGUAACGUGGCCCAAAUCGGAUACGCGGAUGGUACCUCCGUCGUGAAAUUCCUACGUGCUCUCCUGGUCGUCAUGCAAAAACACCGCCUGCCGCCUUUGACCACCAGAUACCCGAAUUACGAUGAAUACAAGGAACUGGACAGCUUUCUCUGCGAUGCGGACCAAAAAGUGAUAUCUUUUCGCAAGAACCAGUCGAUUCGGUGCCACAUUCAGUAUCAGCUACAACUGCAAGCCUUCACAUUCCAUACCGAAACGAGAGGAACUCCACACACGCUCAUUAUCACAAAGCGCGGCAAUGAGUUCGAGGUAGAUUUACAACGAUACCACGCUCAACUGGCCAAAGUGGAAGAAAGACUGAGGCCUUUCCGCCACGGCUAUGUGGAACAGUUGCUCGGCGAAGUGCUGUACCGAGAGAUAGUGAUGCUGGAGAACGUAAUUGAUUCGGAAGGUUCUAGGCUGCUGGCGAGCGGGACGAAGAGACCGGCCGAGGAUGAGUUGGUGGAUCCAAGCUUUGCGAGGCCUCGACUGGAUGGGAUACCAGGCUCUCUCCGAGAUCCCAUUGAGCUGGACUAA
Pseudomassariella vexata is the source of this 2568-nucleotide messenger RNA. RefSeq lists its product as uncharacterized. Bases 1 to 2568 code for a protein of 855 amino acids. The transcript has 4 exons. The record is from RefSeq and is a predicted model, not a curated record. Lineage: Eukaryota; Fungi; Ascomycota; Sordariomycetes; Amphisphaeriales; Pseudomassariaceae.